AUGGCCUUCAACUUCAACUGGUCGCCUCUCACGGCCGACGCUGAUUUCUAUCAGCGCGCCAGGGACCUCCUGACACAGGCGCUCAAUAAGUCGCCUAAGCCUCCCAUCAUCGUCGACGACAUUCUCGUCAGCGAGUUCAACCUCGGCACCGUGCCCCCCGAUCUGGAGAUUCUCGAGAUUGGCGACCUCGCCGAGGACAGAUUUCGUGGCAUCUUCAAAAUGUGCUACUCGGGUGAUGCCUUUUUGACGCUCAAGACCCGCGUUCAGGCAAACCCACUCAAUACCUACCUCGACUCGAAGCCUUCCUUCACUUCGCCACAACCAUUGGCGGCCGCUUCCAGCCUUACAAUGCCCGUCGCCAUUUCCCUGUCCGAGAUUAAAUUAUCGGCAUUCAUCAUCCUGGUCUUCUCCAAGCAAAAAGGCCUGACCCUGGUCUUUCGUAAUGAUCCCCUCGAAUCCCUCAAGGUAUCAUCGACGUUCGACUCGAUUCAGUUCGUCCGCGACUACCUCCAAAGAACCAUUGAGCAGCAGCUGCGCAACCUGAUGAUGGAAGAACUGCCUGCCAUUAUCCAUCGUCUGUCAUUGCAGUUCUGGUGCGCGGAUCAGAACCAGAAAGGCACCGAGACACCAGCUGCCGAUGUCGACAAUCAGGGCAUGGAUCCUUUCUCUAGUCCUCCCGAGGACCCUGUCGAUUCCCAUGGCAAUCUUCUCGAUAUCAAUGCUAUAUCGGAAUUGACUCUACACGGCGGAGAAAUGCAAUAUCUCUUUUCGCAAAAGAACUUGCUGCGCCUGGCCGCCUUGACCGAUUCGCAUCGCACUCUGUCGCUCUUCACGCCGGGUAUUCGUGACGUUGUCUUUCGUGCCUGGUCUGGCCACGCCGACCACUCUGACACGACAAGCCCUGCUGUGGCUACGCCGAGCUUGGCCAAGACGUACUCGCUCACGGGCGGCGCCAGCACCACAUACACCUUUUCCGACACGGGCAGCGCUUCCCAUGGCUACAUGCCUGUCCGCCCGUCGCUGUCUACUUUCAACUCGAGCAAUGUUCCUCUUGCUGCUUCGGCGUACCGGUCCCGUCCCGGCCGCAAGAAGAAGACUCGUGUUGUCAAUCUCCGCCGCUCACGCUCCGAGGCUGGCUCCAGCGACAACAUGUCCGACACAUCGGAUACCGCCUCUGUCAAUGUUCCCUGCUCUGAGCCGCUGAUCACCUCGUCCAUUCCCGAAGAAUCCGAGGAUAGCCGGGCCGUCUCAGAGGAUCUACAUGCCAGCAAGGUUCGCUUCAGUUCGGAGAAGGAGCGGGCUCAAGAAAAGACAAGCAACGACCACAUCAAAUCGCACCAACGCAACGCCAAGCAUUCCAAGUCUCCCCUCUCCCAGAUUCACGAGGCGGGUGAGCAAGGCCCCGCGCAAUAUGUCAAGGAGAAGCUCGCCAUGCGCGACAGCGCUUCCGCCACCUCGGACACGUCGUCGGUCAUUCUCGAGCAGGCCUGGAUCAUGAAGAUGGCCGGCGAGAUUGCCCGCCGCGUCUACGACGAAAAGCAGCGUCAUGGCGUUUCCGGCGAGGGGUGGGAAGAGAGCGCUGAGCGUCCCCCGCCCCCUGCCUAUGAGGCUGCCAACUAA
Molecule: messenger RNA, 1620 nt
Organism: Akanthomyces muscarius
Lineage: Eukaryota; Fungi; Ascomycota; Sordariomycetes; Hypocreales; Cordycipitaceae
Exons: 2
Coding region: 1-1620 (539 amino acids)
Biological process (GO): phospholipid transport; mitochondrion organization
Cellular component (GO): ERMES complex
Molecular function (GO): lipid binding
Source: RefSeq, a predicted model, not a curated record